UAUUUUAGUAGAUGUUAUUUAAAGGAUUAACGUAUUUGUACACUGUUUGGUAUUGCCCUGGUCCUUGAUUAAUUAUUUUAACUUUCGAAUUUCUGGUUUAUUUAUUUGCUUUUCUUGAUUAAUGAUGUUGUUAUUGAGCUCGUAAUUCAUUAAGAAUACCAUUUUCUUUUGUGGGUGCAUCGUUGGUUUUUGGUACUCCGAGAGUCUUGAUGAUGAAUUCAUGGGGGCAAGCUUCGUUUUAGAUGUUGGAAAAGAUUAAAGCUUUAAACGAGCUGUUUCCUCCUGGUUUGGCGGAUUAGGAAUUUGGAUUGGAUACGUAGAUUUCUUCGAUCAUAUUUUCUACGUUGAAGCCUGUCUACAUUGUGAAAACCUAGUUCAAGAUUCUGUAUUCAAUGCUGUGGUUGUAUCUGACUAUGUAUAAGUAGAUUGUGAUAUUUUCUUUUGGUUCAUUUAUUAUUUAUCCGGUUGAAAUUGUUUCGGAGGGAAUUAUCUAUGUUCUCCUAAGAAGGAAUGGAACUAAAAUAAAUGAGUCAUCUGGAGAAAAUGGAGAGUUCUGCUUUGGCUGGAGAAUUAGACCUUAACUGCACAGAUGAUGUAGAAGCAAAGGGUAAAAAUCAUGUUUAUGGAGCGUCUUAUACGAUUCAAGGAGAUUUGGACGAGGAAAGUAAUCAGAAAUUCACACCAUCAUCUUCUGAUUUCAGACGGGAGCAUUCAUCAUCCUUGUGUGAUAAAGACCGAUCCAUGACACCUGAAUUUAACAAUGAUGGUAUGAAGAGGGCCAAAUACUAUGAUGAGGAGAGAAGCUCGUCCCUAGUUAAUGGAAAUAAUAACCAAGGUGAGAUGGAUGAGUUGCAAGGCAGUUAUUUUCAUAAAUCUUCCUUUCAAUAUAAGACACAAUCUUUCCGAAGUGAAAAGGAAACUGAAGAUUAUACUCAUUCACAGGAAUCUCCCCUAACAGCAGAUGCCAACCAGGCAGAGGCAACAAAGAGCAAACUUGACUUGGACCCUCGAAAAAAAUUCUCCCGAGAUUGGAAGGUGAAGAAUGAUUGUUCCGAGAAAUCAGAACACGAGCUUACUAAAUCAGUUUGUAAUGAAAUGGAAGAAGCAGCUGAUCACCAAAUGGAAACAUUGGUUUCUCGCCUGAGGUCACCAUCAUGCCAUAGUCCAUCUAAGGAUGAAAACUAUGGCCGCAAAGGAAAUUUAUCGACCAAGAGUAUAAAACUAGACAUGCCCGAUUCUGUUUCACAUACUCAUCAGAAUAGCCCCAGGCUAUCAACAUCACCUGUGGGUAAGCUAGACAUGUCAGCUUCACCUGAGGAUUCUCCAUGCAUGGAUCAAUCUCCAGGUUCCCUUAUCCCAAUGACUUUACAAAAAAAUAUUCCAGAUUUAUCGAAUGCACCCAUCUCACAUGGAAGGAGAAAUGGUUCUUCACCUGAAAGAUCUGCUCCGGCUAAAGAAAUUCCAGUCAAGGACUGUUUAUCCCUGCCUGCUGGAGGCAUAUCUACUUACCCAGGUAAAUCUGAGAGAAAGUCUCGUUAUAAAGAUGAUUCUUCCACAAAACGGAUAUCUCCACCAAGAAGAAACUAUUCACCUCAGGAUCAACGGCGGCGGAAGAGAUCAGCAUCACGAUCUCCCACACGGGGAAGGGAUUUAUCUUCUGGAUACAGGAGAGGUCAUCAUGAUUCAUCUCCUUCAAGAUCCUCACAUAUGAGAGAUUAUAACAGAUCCUCUAGGAGAAGGCUUUCUCCUAGGAGAAGAUCUCCUCUGGGACAUCACUCUCAUCAUCACUCACCGAGGCGAAGACCAUGGUCACCUCCUCCGAACAGGAGAACCGGCAUAGGAAAACCUGGCAAAAAUUUAUUCAUUGCAGGUUUUAGUUUUCUGACAACAGAAAGAGAUCUGGAGAGGAAGUUUUCAAGGUUUGGCCGUGUAAGAGAUGUCCGCAUUGUUCGUGAUAAGAGGUCGGGGGAUUCACGAGGAUUCGGAUUUUUAACCCUGGAAAGAGACGAAGAUGCAGAUGCUGCAAUCCGAGCACUUGACGAGACUGAGUGGAACGGCCGGAUUAUCCUUGUGGAGAAGACGAAGUCUAUGGGGCGCUGAGCCAUUUACUGUUCAACUUUCUCUCGUUAAAACUUGUUUGCUCAGUUGAAACUUCACAGAAUCUGACUCAAUCAACAGCUUAUACUUUUUUUUGCAUUGAGAACACAAGCUUAUACUUUUUCAAGUGAUGAUAUUUUCUGCAUGUAUCUAUUUUUAUUAAACAUUAAA
Messenger RNA from Carica papaya (papaya), 2268 nucleotides. Lineage: Eukaryota; Viridiplantae; Streptophyta; Magnoliopsida; Brassicales; Caricaceae. The record is from RefSeq and is a predicted model, not a curated record.